This is a messenger RNA of Gaeumannomyces tritici R3-111a-1, 2014 nucleotides long. RefSeq names its product nucleosome assembly protein. The transcript has 5 exons. The record is from RefSeq and is a predicted model, not a curated record. Gene Ontology annotation, cellular component: nucleus; chromatin. Lineage: Eukaryota; Fungi; Ascomycota; Sordariomycetes; Magnaporthales; Magnaporthaceae. Gene Ontology annotation, biological process: nucleosome assembly. The coding region runs from base 152 to 1360 and encodes 402 amino acids. Gene Ontology annotation, molecular function: chromatin binding; histone binding.
AACCUUCUCUCCCACAAACCCACGUCGGCACCCUCAUUCGUUCGUUCUGCUGCUUGAUAUAACCAGAGUCUUCUGCAAAUCGCACUGCCCGGAACAGAGCACCUCGACCAGAACAUUCAGCCAUCCCGUCGGUCGUGCCCAGCUAGCAGCCAUGGCCGAGCCGAUCCCCAACAAGCGUGCCGACCCGGUCGCGCCUACUCCCCAGAACACCCCUUUGAACACCGCGCCCAUCACCUCGCACGCCCAACAGCCAAAUGUUGCCAGCAUCAAGGAAGAGGAGCUCACUGCCGCCUCCAUCUUCGCCCAAAACCCCAAGCUUGUUGAGAUGAUCCAGGGCCGCCUCGGCGGGCUCAUUGGCCGAUCCUCAGGCUACAUCGAGUCGCUGCCACCGCAGAUCAAGCGCCGCGUCGCCGGCCUCAAGGGAAUCCAGAAGGACCACUCCAAGCUCGAGGCCGAGUUCCAGGAGGAGGUUCUCCAGCUCGAGAAGAAGUACUUCGCCAAGUUCACCCCUCUAUACCAGAAGCGUGCAGCCAUUAUCAACGGCAAGUCUGAGCCCACGGAUGCCGAGAUCGAGGCCGGUGAGCAGGAUGAGGAUGAGGUGAAGGAGGAGAAGCCCGCGGCCGAGAAGUCGGCCGAUGCUGGCGCCAGCUCGGCCGAUUCGAACGUCGCCGGUAUCCCGGAGUUUUGGCUCUCAGCCAUGAAGAACCAGAUCUCGCUCGCCGAGAUGAUCACGGACCGCGAUGAGCAGGCCCUCAAGCACAUCACCGACAUCCGGAUGGAGUACCUCGACAAGCCUGGUUUCCGUCUCAUCUUUGAGUUUGAGGAGAACGAGUUUUUCACAAACAAGACCAUCUCCAAGACUUACUUCUACCAGAACGAGUCCGGUUACGGCGGCGAUUUCAUCUACGACCAUGCUGAGGGCGACAAGAUCGACUGGAAGGCGGACAAGGACCUGACUGUUCGCAUCGAGUCCAAGAAGCAGCGCAACAAGAACACCAAGCAAACACGCACCGUCAAGAAGAUUGUGCCCACCGAGUCCUUCUUCAACUUCUUCUCUCCCCCUAAGGCCCCUACCGAGGACGAUGACGAUGCGACCUCGGAUAUUGAGGACCGCCUUGAGCUUGACUACCAGCUUGGCGAGGACAUCAAGGAGAAGCUCAUCCCAAGGGCUAUCGAUUGGUUCACCGGCGAGGCACUUGCCUAUGAGCAGAUGGAGGAGGAGGACCUUGAGGAUGAGUUCGACGAGGAUGACGACGAGGAUGAUAUGAGCGAAGACCACGACGAUGAGGACGAGUCGGACGAUGAUGACGACGAUGGCUCCAAGCCGAAACAGGAGGCCGCUGAGUGCAAGCAGAGCUAAAGUGGCUGCCUUGCCAUCCAUUGACGGCAAUCCCCUUUGGCAAGAGCUGUUCCCCGCGGUAACCGGCAUCAACCUCGACUGUUGCGUGGGUAGUCAACGCAGAAAACAAGCCCCCUUUUUAUGUGGAUGUAUAGCUUGAGCAUGGGUUUCCCCGAUAGACCGUAAUUUUUCACACCCCAAAGAACCCCCCAAAAAAAAGAGCAAAAAGUCAAAACCCUGUGGUUUCGCCGCCUGGCCAGAGGCGUUCCCCAUCCCCCUCCCGUUUCCUCUCUACUUUGGCACACAUGGCUUCUCCUGACUUGGGACCUGGUAUUGGCCCUGUACGAUGUUUUCGAUGUGUUUGGCUUUUCCGAGUUACACUCUUCCCCUUGAACAACACGUUGACGAGAAUACACAGAGGGUUGUUUGGGUUGAGGGCGGUGCCGAGUUGGGCUAUCGCCAUCGUGUGUUGUUGUUCAAACCGGCAUUAUACACACUAGCUGAACCUCACCCGCAGACUUCAUCAUUGUGUUUUGAGCCAUCGCUUAGCUCGCCGCUAUCAUUGCCAUGGAUGAAAGCUAGGUAGAUAAGAAAGCACACUGAGCAUGUGAAUAUCUGACGUUUCCCUGGGGCUGCACGUUGAUGAGCGCGACUAGUCAGGGCUGCUAGUGGAGC